CAGCAAUCUGGGCGUCUGUACUAUUGGAACAGCGCGACUGAGCAGUCGCAAUGGGAAAGACCAGUGAUAGUCGUGUCCUCACCGCCGCCUGGUGUUCCACCCAGCCUGAACAUGGCUGGUGGACCAGUGGAGCCGAAAUCUAGUACAGCAACUGCUGUCCCUGUCCCAGGACUGACAAUUAUUAAGCCAAGUAGUAGCUCUAGUAGCAGUACAAGAACACAGCAACAACCACAAAAUCAAGAACCUGGAGACGGGGCCGCCACGCCUGGCGCAGCUGUGUCGUCACCAGCGAAGCGAUCUUUCGCACCUUCUUCGAAAGAGGAGGCUGCGUCGAUUAAGGAACAAGAAGAAAACCAAGAAAAAAUACUAAGCUUACAUCGGUCUUAUCCUGCGCCCCCUGCGGCACCGCCAGUGAGCGAGAAGACGCGAAAGUCCUUGGCCUCAUUCGGACUUGCUGACUGGCAGAUGGCUUUUGCGGAAAUAUUGAUGAUGAAUAAAGACAGCGGUGUCGACAAGCGCGUCUUGGCUGGUAAGAAGCGUGUUCAAAAGUACCUCCACGACAACUACCAAAGUCAUGGCGACAAAAUGACCAAAUGCCGCGAGGCUGAUCCCGAACAAUAUGUCAUAGUUGCUCUGCGGCACUCACUGCUGGUAUAUCAGAUACUGGUGAAUUACAAUUACCAUUACCACUUGGUCCGCUUCACUAGUUUAUCCUCGUCCAUUUCAUUUUAUACAUAGAAGCAUUGAAUUUUGAUUUUACAAAGUCAUCUUCGUUUAGGCAACCUGUAUGUUGAACAAACCCCGCAAUAAGCAAAGUCCUAACCUUGAAGUAAAAAGUACUCCGUUUAUUUUGAAAUGAAACCAGAUGUAUAAGAACAUUUGCGGGUCUCGAACCAACCAGUUUGGAUAUCGUACGGAGCUGCGAAUGUCAGAGGAAGAGCGGCAGCGCCAGAAGCAGG
Molecule: messenger RNA, 959 nt
Organism: Amoebophrya sp. A25
Lineage: Eukaryota; Dinophyceae; Syndiniales; Amoebophryaceae
Source: the annotation of a GenBank genome assembly